Eublepharis macularius is the source of this 2394-nucleotide messenger RNA. RefSeq names its product NHL repeat containing 3 (gene NHLRC3). The transcript has 7 exons. The record is from RefSeq and is a predicted model, not a curated record. Gene Ontology annotation, biological process: proteasome-mediated ubiquitin-dependent protein catabolic process; protein polyubiquitination; negative regulation of translation. Bases 45 to 1082 code for a protein of 345 amino acids. NCBI's taxonomy places the organism in Eukaryota, Metazoa, Chordata, Lepidosauria, Squamata, Eublepharidae. Gene Ontology annotation, molecular function: ubiquitin protein ligase activity; protein binding; translation repressor activity.
UCUGCCUGGAAGAAAUGGAGCAUAGGCGCCGUUAGGACGGGUUGAUGGGGCUGCGCCAGUGUUGCCGCGCCCGGUUGUGGCUGUUGGGCAGCGGGGGACUCGUCUCGCUUCUGCUGUUGGCGGCUCUGUAUGGAUCUGGGCCUGGGUUACAGCCUUUGGUGUUCUUCUCUCCCUGGAGGAUUCAGAAUCCGCUCUACAAGCUUGAUCUAAGCUGGCCUAAAUUUCCAGAGCUAUUCACAGGUCAGACGUUUUGUGUUGCUGUGGACCACAUCCAUGGAUUGAUUUACGUGGGACAGAGAGGCGAUCAUGUGCCAAAGGUCCUAGUGUUUUCUGAGGAAGGCUAUUUCUUACAAGCAUGGAAUACUACUACCCUCGAAAUGCCCCAUGGUAUCUUUGCACUGAACACAGCCAAUGAAAGUUCAGUGUGGAUCACAGAUGUCGGAACGGGCAAUUACGGCCACACAAUUAAACAGUACAGUCCUUCAUGCAAACUUCUUCAAGUCAUAGGUACCCCAGGAAUAGCAGGUUCUGGUACAAACCCCAUACAGUUGGAUCAGCCAGCAGAGAUUUUUGUGGAUGACACCGGAGAUAUCUACAUUGUGGAUGGUGAUGGAGGGAUGAAUAAUCGCCUAUUCAAAUUGACACAAGAUCUGAAGACUUUGUGGCUACGUGGAGAAAAUGGUUCUGGCACGGCCCAGUUCAGGAUCCCACACAGUGUAACAGUGGAUUCUUUGGGACGGGUAUGGGUUGCUGAUAGAGGCAAUCAGAGAAUCCAGGUAUUUGACAAAACCACAGGAGAAUGGUUGGGAUCUUGGAGCAACUGUUUUGUAGAAGACGGCCCUUAUUCCGUCAGGUUAACUGCUGAUGAAAAGUAUAUGAUCACAGCUCAACUGAACAUCAACAGAGUAUUAAUCCUGGCUGCCCCACCCAUAGGCUCUAUUGGAGAUUGUGUUGUCGUGGACACAAUUCAGCUCGCCGCCAAAGUCAGGCCCCAUCUUCUCGAUAUCAGCCUGAAAAGUGGAGCGGUUUACGUGGCAGAAAUUGGAGCUCAGCAAGUCCAGAAAUACGUGCCUGUAGAGUGACGCUUUCUUCCAUGCUGCGCAGUGUCUGGACCCUCCCGCUUCUAUGGGAUUGCAGUGCUGGGUGGUGGGGAGUCAGUGGAUUGCAGGGGGAGAAUACUUGAAUUGCACAUUUCCUGUGCCUAUUUCAGAGACUGAUUCAUUGGAAAUCUUUUUUUAAUGAGCAAGGGUUUUUUUUUUACAGAAUGUUUCAAAGGGGUAUAUGGCUACUUUAAAACCAAGACUCCUAAUGGCUCCAAAAAUAAUUCUCACUGAGUGCAGCUCCAAGAGUUGGUCGGCAUUUGGAAAAAGUUACGUCUCGAUGGGUCAUUGGCUGCUCUGUGUGCCCAGUACGGUGGCGCUACUUGAUUUAGUAUUCAAGUGGGAGAAAGUACAGAAACUGUCCUGGUCUGUGCGUUAAGGCAGUAGAAAUGAUCGUGCAGCUCGUUUACACUCGGGACAGUUUAGACUUUCUGAUGUUUUGAGGAACAACCAAGGAAUUCACGUUUGUCCGCUACCAAGCCAGAUUUGCACAGGGCAGCCAUUAUGAAUUUGUAAGACUGCCAUGUGUCUGUUGUAUAGUUGGGUGGGUUUUAACCAUAUGCUUUUUAUUAUGAUGGUGCUGGUCAAGCUUGUUUCAUCAGGCGAGCAGUUUGAGGGCUGUUUUGCAGUUUAUAUCUGGCAUAAAUGUAAGGCUUUCAAGUGUGCCCCUGAAAACGUGUCUAUGAUAAGACACCAUGACAAGGUGCAGAGAAAGAGCCAGACGCACAGACACAGGACUGACUGCAGGUCCCAGUUUGAGUGUGCAGGGUAACAAUCCUGCAUUUGCUGUUUAAUGUGAUAUUUUAAAUGGCUCUAAAAGCAUUAUCUAGCCACUCAUAUAAGGAAGGCACCAAGCUGUUUCUCCCUCGUUCCUCUCUAUCGCUUUCAGCCUGGGAAAGGUCAUUCCUGGGGUUGCGGGGGGAGGUCUGUGUGGAAGAACAGCCAAGCAAGUCAGUGGGCUGGAGGGAAGGGGGACAAAGGGAUGAGAUUGAUGGCUGUCUUCAAUGGAGCUGCACUCACAGAAGGAGCGAUUCCAUCUCCCCUUGUCUUUUCUCAUUCCAGCCCCCAUUCCAGCAUGCUCAGCCCUCUCAUCCUAUACAGCUGUUUCAGUGAGAGGGCUGCAGAGAGAGAGAAGAGCACAGGAAAGCUCCCUGCUCCGUGCACUUCAUGGUUGGAUAUACACAAAAGGCACAAGCUGCUGGUUUUGCUGGGCUGCUUUGGGCAGCAGGGGGCUGGACCACUGCUGGGUCGCCUGGGAGACUUCAUUUCCCUGAAAUAAACAGUUCUUCUUGCU